UUUGAAUUCUAUGAUUUUUAUUUAUAACCUCAAACAAAGUGCAAAAUGCGAAAAGUCGCAUGAAAAAAGAAAGAACAAUAAAUAGAGCAAAUUGUGGAGUUCGGUUUGAAAAUUUUGAGAAUUGGUUCGCACGAUUAAAGAAGAAACUUCUUUCACUCCUACAAUUGAGAAAAAUGAGUGGAGACGGUGAUCAACAAGAACAUUUCGAUGGAUUAUUCCUCUCAAUUGCUCAGCAUCAUCCCAAAGGUGCUGCACAACUGUUGGAUACAUUUGUCAGCUUCCUUUCCAGAAAAACUGAUUUCUUCACCGGUGCUGAAGAAGGUCAGUGGGAGAAAUUAGUCAUGUCCACAUUCAGGAAAUACGAAAAAAUCAGUAGGGAAACGCAUGAAGCCGAACAAAGAGAAAAAAGGGAGAAAGAAGCUGCAAGAAAGGCUGCAAAGGCCAAAAAAGAAGUUGAGAGCACUAUCAAACCGGCAGAAAUAACAGAACUGACAGAUGCAGAAGCUGAAAAAUUACAAAUGGAAAUAGAUGCCGAAAAAGAAGGGUCUCAAACAAGUUCAGAUAAUAAGAAUGCAGUCAAAUCUAAGGUCAUCGGGGAUGAGGAAGAAGAUGCUUCAGAAAGAGUACCACUCAAAUUGAGAAAUUCAAACCAUGCUAAGAAUAAAGUAAAAUAUUCAACGAAAAAAGAAAACAAAGGAUGUAGUAAGAAAGAGCUUUUCCUGAAAGCCCUUUAUCUUUCUGAAGAGGAGAUAGAAGACCUUCAGAACAAUACAAUAGGCCAAGCAGAUUCCCCGCUGUGGAAAGAAGAGAGAAGAAAAAGGUUAACAGCUUCCAAUUUUGGAAAAAUCUGCAAAAUGAGAACUUCAACUCAUUGUAAAAAUGCUGUAAGAGCCCUAUUAUAUGAUACUUUCACUGGAAAUCAGUAUACCAAAUGGGGCAAGGAUCAUGAGGAUACAGCUAUUGAACAAUUUGAAGAAUUAACAAGUUAUCAUGUUGAAAAAUGUGGGUUUUAUGUGGAUUUCGAAAAACCAUACUUGGGAGCUUCACCAGAUGGUCUCAUUGGAAAUGACGCCAUUGUCGAAGUGAAAUGUCCAAAAACUUGCUCAGAAAUGACCCCUCUACAAGGGAUUUCGUGUGGUAUCAUCAAGUUCGCAAAUCUGGAUAAGGGUCACAUGAAACUGAUGAGGAAGCAUCAUUAUUACUAUCAAAUUCAAGGGCAAUUACAUGUGGCACAAAGAAAAAAAUGUUAUUUUAUAGUGUGGACUCCGAAAGGCCUGGAAUAUGAAUUGAUCGAAAGAGAUGAUGAUUUUUGGGUGAAAAACUGUGAGAAACAGUUGGAAAUUUUUUAUAUGAAUUGUUUGCUGCCAGAACUUGCGGAUCCUCAAUAUCCACAAGGGAAGGAAAUUCGUGACUUGCGGUCAGGAUAAGAACAAGAGUUAUGGAGAAUUGUAACCUACCAUUGUUGACUAAUUUUUUUUUAUUAUUCAUAUUUAUCCUAUGCUAUGGGAUAUAAUCUAUAUUUAUCUAUUCGUGUUUGAGGACGGUGCAAUAACUUGUAUUCGAUGAAAUUAUUUGUGUUAUUUAUGAGAAAGUAUUUAUUAUGACAAUAUAGCAAUAACUGUUAAAGCUUUUUUGUGACGAUUUAUGAAGAUUAAAGAAUAUAUUUAUGUACACAUAUAUUA
Molecule: messenger RNA, 1682 nt
Organism: Coccinella septempunctata (seven-spotted ladybird)
Lineage: Eukaryota; Metazoa; Arthropoda; Insecta; Coleoptera; Coccinellidae
Gene: nudC
Product: nuclear migration protein nudC
Exons: 3
Coding region: 60-1427 (455 amino acids)
Biological process (GO): protein folding
Cellular component (GO): cytoplasm
Source: RefSeq, a predicted model, not a curated record